CGCUCUGCCGGGACGUGCCGCCGCUUCCCUGGCUCCUCCCAUGGCAUGAGCCCGGGCUCUCCUCCCCUCGCCGCCCGCUCGCGGUCUCUCUCCUUUCCUGGGCUGUCAGAUGGGAUAACGCGCUCCCGCCGGAAGGCGAAGAUGGGCCCGCGCUGGGCUCGGCGGCGGCGGAGCGGCGGCGGCUCUGCGCUGCUGCUGCUGCUGGGGCACUGCUGGCUGUGGGCGGCCGGCGCCGACGACAACGGCAGCCAGCUGUCGUAUUACACGGCCCUCAUCAACGUGACGGUGCUGAGCCCCGAGCGGGGCGGCCCCACGCUGCUCCGGAUCGACCGCGGCCGCUACGGGCAGGAUUCGCCCAAGGUGGAGGUGAAGGGCCUGCUGGUGACCCCGGUGCCCAUCAACGGAGUUGCAGAUCGCCUGGGCUGUGACCCUCGGACGCGUUUCCAAGUCCCUCCCAACACCAAGCAGUGGAUCGCUUUGCUGCAGCGAGGGAACUGUACCUUCCGAGAGAAGAUUCUGCGGGCAGCUUCACACAAUGCCACCGCCGUGGUCAUCUACAACAAUAUAUCCAGCGAGGAGCCCGUCACCAUGACUCAUCAAGGAACUGGAGACAUUGUUGCUGUAAUGAUUACAGAAUCAAAAGUAAAGGAGAUCCUGAAUUACUUGGAAAAGAACAUCUCUGUCCUGAUGGCCAUAGCAGUGGGUUCCCGUGUUCCUCUAAAGAACUUCAGUCGGGGCUCCCUAGUCUUUGUGUCAAUAUCUUUCAUUGUUUUGAUGAUAAUUUCUUCAGCGUGGUUAAUAUUUUACUUCAUCCAGAAGAUCAGGUACACGAGUGCACGUGAUAGGAAUCAGCGUCGCCUUGGAGAUGCUGCCAAGAAAGCUGUUGGUAAACUGACAACCAGGACAGUAAAGAAGGGAGAUAAGGAGACAGACCCAGACUUUGAUCAUUGUGCUGUCUGCAUUGAGAGUUACAAGCAGAACGAUGUUGUUCGCAUUUUACCGUGCAAGCAUGUUUUUCACAAAGCCUGCGUGGACCCGUGGCUCAGUGAGCACUGUACGUGUCCAAUGUGUAAACUGAACAUUUUGAAGGCCCUGGGAAUUGUGCCCAAUGUGCCGUGCACAGAUAACGUGGCCUUUGACAUGGAGAGGCUCAGCAGAAGCCAGCCUGCCAGCAGGCGCUCAGCGCUCGGCGACUUCGCCAACGACAGCUCCCUGAGCCUGGAGCCCCUGCGCACCUCCGGCAUGUCACAGCUUCCCCAGGAUGGGGAGCUCACUCCGAGGUCGGGAGAGAUCAACAUUGCUGUAACAAGCAGUCACUUCUUUCAUCGCAAUUCUCUGUCCCCUCGAAGUCUGGUCUACGAGAGUGAAUUCUCCACCAUCGAGCCUGCUUUGGACAUGUAUGACGAGAACAAAACCUGAAAGGAAUGCACAUUCCUUCCUGGCCCUCUUUCUGUUGUUUUCAUUUCUCAUUCCUAUUGUUGUGUACUCUUUCCAUGGAUCUCCUUUGUCUGAAGAAGAGCUGCUUUUUCCAGAACACGAGCCUGCCUUCUAGGUCACGGAGAUGAAGACAGCUGUGGUGGUUUCUGCGGGUGGCACCUCCGAGCGCAAGCAAGGUUGUCUGAUGGAAGUUGCUGAGUAACAGCAUGGGAGCUGUGUGGGCCCGGCCUCGGCGGUGCGGAAGAGGCUUUGCGGUGGUCCUAAGAGUUUGUUUUGUACUGCAAAUGCAUCUCCUCAACAGGGGUAUGCUGGUUUUAAUGGUCCAAAUUGCUGGGCAGAGUCAGAAAGGGAACUAGUUGCAAAGGAGCUGGCCGGUGACUG
Molecule: messenger RNA, 1818 nt
Organism: Centrocercus urophasianus (Greater sage-grouse)
Lineage: Eukaryota; Metazoa; Chordata; Aves; Galliformes; Phasianidae
Gene: RNF130
Product: ring finger protein 130
Exons: 8
Coding region: 46-1419 (457 amino acids)
Source: RefSeq, a predicted model, not a curated record